Molecule: messenger RNA, 1062 nt
Organism: Anthostomella pinea
Lineage: Eukaryota; Fungi; Ascomycota; Sordariomycetes; Xylariales; Xylariaceae
Source: the annotation of a GenBank genome assembly
AUGCCGUCCGCCACGACACACGCCGUUGUUGGCUUCAACAUUGUCGGCGGGCAUCCUGACUCGCGACCUACCAUCGACAAGCCCCUUGUGAAUUCUGGAAGCUUGGGCAACUUCGAGCAGAAUGAUAUCACACCCGUGAUAGGAACGGAGUUUUAUGGUCUCCAGAUCCGUGACCUGUUGCAAUGGAAAGACCAGGCAGUCAAAGAUCUGGCCGCGACCGUCUCACAACGAGGAGUUGUCUUCCUCCGCGACCAGGAUGUGACACCAACAGAGAUGAAGGACUUCAUCAUUCGCCUGUCAACCCUUGCGGGAUGCCCAACAACGUCGGGCUUGCACGUGCAUCCGUUGACCGAAGAAGGUAGCGAGCUCGGGGAUCAAAUCAGUGUUAUCUCGAGCGAGAAGCAAAAGAAGGGCGGUGGUUUGACACACCAGCUGUCCGAUGUGAGUCGCUUUGCUAGCACGGGAUGGCAUAGCGAUAUCACCUUUGAGAAGGUGCCUUCGGACUAUGCCAUGCUGAAGAUCCACACAUUGCCGAAGACAGGAGGCGACACGCUCUGGGCAUCGGGUUACGAGAUAUAUGACCGCCUGUCAGACCCGAUGAAAAGGUUCCUCGAAGGCCUGACGGCUACACACGACGCCAACUUCUUCCAUGGCGAAGCCGAGAGACUCGGAAAUCCUCUGCGGAAAGCCAUCCGGGGCUCGCCCCUCAAUCAAGGCACGGAUCUGAAGACGGUCCACCCCGUCAUCAGAACCAACCCGGUCACGGGCUGGAAGUCGGUCUACGUGAACAAGGGGUUCACCAAGAGAAUCAACGGCGUCUCCAAAGACGAGUCCGACAUGUUGCUGGCUUACAUAUUCAACCUCGUCACGCAGAACCACGAUGCACAGGUGCGCUUCAAGUGGAAGAAGAACGACUGCGCUAUAUGGGACAAUAGGUCGACACUGCACUGCGCUACGUAUGACUAUUCGGGAGCGAGAGCUGGUGAUCGGGUGGCAAGCUUAGGCGAGGCGCCUUACUUGGAUGUGGACAGCAAGAGUCGGAGGGAAGCACUAGGUGAAUGA